This is a messenger RNA of Microthlaspi erraticum, 561 nucleotides long. The record is from the annotation of a GenBank genome assembly. NCBI's taxonomy places the organism in Eukaryota, Viridiplantae, Streptophyta, Magnoliopsida, Brassicales, Brassicaceae.
AUGGAGUUGCUUGGUGGGCUCGAGGUCUUCUUGCUGGGCUUGAGUGGGCCUGGACUUCAAUCUUGGAUCAAGGUAAUGGGCCCUUACGGGCUAGAUUCCAGGUGUGGAAUCUGGGUCCAACAAUUGCCCCCCAGCCCUUUUAAAUCAGGAGAGCGAAGAGUCCGCGCGGCUGAGAUCUACUGGGACCCACAGCAACUCACAUCAUCAGCCCGUCGCAUGCAAGCGGUUAAGAUCUGUUGUUUCGAAUUUCGGAUUUCUCCAAAAACUUUCUCAACCUUUUUUCCACCAACUCUUUCCUCGAUUAUCAUGUCUCCGAAGACAAUCAAGCAAGAGAAAGAGAAAGUGGUCACUCUCGGCGACGACGAGGGGAAGUUCACGCCGCAUCCCGAGUCGACGUUCGACGCAGAAUCUCUCGAUGAGUUCCGGCGUGAUUACGGGGUCCCCGAGGAGAUCGAGCUCGCUUUCCCGGCUGAGGGCGAAGAUCCGGAGCAUGUGCGUCUCCGGGGUUCUGUUGCGCCGGGUAUAAUCAGGCAGAGUGGGAAUCUGAGAGUGAAAGAUUGA